Messenger RNA from Talaromyces marneffei, 2130 nucleotides. RefSeq lists its product as uncharacterized. The record is from RefSeq and is a predicted model, not a curated record. The coding region runs from base 1 to 2130 and encodes 709 amino acids. The transcript is spliced from 3 exons. Gene Ontology annotation, cellular component: nucleus. NCBI's taxonomy places the organism in Eukaryota, Fungi, Ascomycota, Eurotiomycetes, Eurotiales, Trichocomaceae. Gene Ontology annotation, molecular function: DNA-binding transcription factor activity, RNA polymerase II-specific; RNA polymerase II cis-regulatory region sequence-specific DNA binding; zinc ion binding. Gene Ontology annotation, biological process: DNA-templated transcription; positive regulation of transcription from RNA polymerase II promoter by galactose.
AUGGAGGACCCGAAAUCUCGGGGCUCCUCGCAAGAGAAGCCAGCUGUCAGUCCAACUUCAACACCAGACUCGGCUCCAAAGCCUCUCAGACGACGUCGCCGUGUCCCUAUUGCAUGUGCGAGUUGUCGCCUGCGCAAGACGAAAUGCGAGCACAUUGUGCCAAGAAACAACCUACAGAAACCUUCCGGACAGGAUGCCGGCGCAUAUGAUUAUAUUCGUUCCCUCGAAGACAAGGUCAAACAGUAUGAGGCACAGCUGAGAAGUCUGCAUAAUAAUCACCAUGAAACAAGUUAUCAACCCACAAACCACAAUCCUUCCGGUCCGUUACUACCGGCGCCCACCGUUAGUAACAGCCAACAACCGAUCACGUUACCACCGCUUGCGCGUCCGUCUCUUGCUCCAGACCGGAGCCCAGCUGCUAUCACAGCAGCCUCUCCUUCGCUUUUCCUGGGCGGAGAUGGCGCCAUCUCAUUCACUCAGUUGAUCCUCAAUGCCAUGAAUCCCGAUGCCCCUAGCAGAGUCCAGUCAUCAACUCAACUCUUCUCGUCACCCCGUGAUCCCUCUCGCGAAAUGCCCGAUGCCAAACUUCAUGAUCUUCCUCCCGAUGUACGCGAGCUGGUCCAGCGAUAUUUCGAUUUCCAUCAUGUCUUGACCCCAAUAUUCCACGUUCCUUCGAUACUCCCUCGAAUUGAGCAAGCUCUGAAUAUGGACCGUGCCCGUCGAUUUGAGGAUCCACUUAUACUGGCCAUGAUAAACAUGAUCUGCGCUAUUUCGGCAGCACACCGGCGGAAUGGCUUUGAGACUUCUACAAUCCAGACUCGAAAGUACUAUGACCGUGCUAUGGCUCUUGUCGGACCGACUAUAUUGUUCGAUUGGUCCGUCGACAAGGUACAAAUACUGUUAUUAGGCGCCCGAUAUCUUCAAAGUUCAAAUUUCCCCGAUGAGAGCUGGACUCUUCUCGGCUUGGCUAUCAGAAUUGCUCAAGGCUUAGAACUUCAUCGGCCACCGCCAGAGAAUUUAGAUUGCAUUCAGAAGGAAGUUCGCAAGCGUCUGUGGUACGCAUGCUAUAUGACCGAUCAGUUAGCGAGUACCAUAUAUGGGCGGCCUGUUUCGACUGCGUCAAAUACGUUUUCAACUCCACUCCCGGAGGAUCUGGAUGAUGACCGUAUUCAACCCUCUCAACUUCUUUAUCCUCCUACCCCCACCUUAUCGACCAUGUCUCACUCAAUUCAGUGUGUGAAAUUAUGUCGGAUCAUGGAAUCGGCAUUGACGCUUGUGGAUCCACCACUGGAAAAGAUCGUGGAAUUGGACGAACAAUUUGAAGCGUGGGAUGCGCAGCUCCCUUCUGCCUUUAGGAUCUAUGAGAACGAGACGGUCCUGGAUGACAAGAAGUUGAUAAUGGCGAUGAGAGCCAAUAUGACGAGGAUUCUGAUUCACCGGCACUCGGUGAUAAAAUCCCUCGGUUUGCUUUCUAGACGUGAGCGACUUGCUCCUCUGUCAGAUGGCCUUCGCGCCAAUAUGAUGCAGAAUAGUAGACAUAUCUGCGUUCGUAGUGCAGAGGAUACGAUACAGCUGGUUGGCCGUCGACAUGACACAACAAAGGCGGUUACCGGACCAAGUUGGUUCAACCUGUAUUACUUAUUCAAUGCUAUUCUCAUUAUUGCUUCUCACGUCGUCGACCCUGAGUUCCGGGAUGAUAAAGAAGCAUUAGCACAUCUUGAAGAUGGAAUGCGGAUGAUCGCGCAAAUGAGCGCAAACCAUACGACUGCCCGGCGUGCACAUAUUUUCUUACGGCAACUAUUAGAUCUUGUAGAAAAGGUUCUACCUCAGCAAAGCCGGAACCUAGCGCGCAAAUCAUCUUUGUCAACCACUUCUACUACUUCUUCAAUGGCGGCGCAAACCCAACCUUCAGUCCCGACAACAGCUGAGGGUACAGCCAGCAGCUUUACUAGCUAUUCACAGCCUUCCAGGGAAUUCAUACAUUUAUGGGAUAACACGGCAGAUUUAACAACCGCACUGGGUUCACAACUUGAUUACUACUCAUCAAUGGGCUCGGGGAUGUGGUCAUGGGGGAACCAAGCUCCAGAUACCAGGCCAUAUGCGGCUAUGCCACAGGGUAUUGCUCCAUAG